AUGCCUAACAAAGUUUUCAACGUGGCCGUCUUCUUCGUUGUGUUCAGAGAGUGCUUGGAGGCAGUGAUUGUUAUUUCCGUGCUGCUGUCGUUUUUGAAGCAGGCAAUCGGGGAGCACGACCAGGCGCUAUACCGCAAGCUAAGGAUCCAGGUCUGGAUCGGGGUGUUGCUCGGGUUCAUCAUCUGUUUGGCCAUUGGUGCGGGCUUCAUCGGCGCAUACUACUCGCUGCAGAAGGACAUCUUCGGGAGCGCGGAGGAUCUGUGGGAGGGUAUUUUCUGUAUGAUCGCUACGGUGAUGAUCUCGAUGAUGGGGAUUCCCAUGUUGAGAAUGAAUAAGAUGCAGAGUAAGUGGAGAGUGAAGAUUGCGCGGUCGCUGGUGGAGAUUCCGCACCGUAAGAGAGACUAUUUCAAGAUUGGGUUCUUGAGUAGAAGAUAUGCGAUGUUCAUCUUGCCGUUUAUCACCGUCUUGAGAGAGGGUUUGGAGGCCGUUGUGUUUGUUGCCGGUGCUGGUAUUACCACGCAGGGCUCCCACGCCUCCGCUUACCCAUUGCCCGUCGUGGUCGGUUUGAUCUGUGGUGGCCUUGUCGGGUACCUGUUGUACUACGGUGCUUCCAAGUCCUCGCUGCAGAUUUUCCUGAUUCUAUCCACCUCCAUCCUGUACCUGAUCUCUGCCGGUCUUUUCUCCCGUGGGGCGUGGUACUUCGAAAACUACAGAUUCAACCUUGCCAGCGGUGGUGAUGCUUCCGAAGGCGGUGACGGAAACGGGUCCUACAACAUAAGAAAGGCCGUGUACCACGUCAACUGUUGCAACCCGGAACUGGACAACGGGUGGGAUAUCUUCAACGCCUUGCUCGGAUGGCAAAACACCGGGUACCUGUCGUCCAUGCUUUGUUACAACAUCUACUGGUUGGUGCUUAUCAUCGUGCUGAGCCUGAUGAUCUUCGAAGAAAGACGUGGCCACUUGCCCUUCGCUAAAAACCUGCAAUUGAAGCACCUGAACCCGGGAUACUGGAUCAAGAACAAGAAGAAGCAGGAGUUGACCGAGGAACAGAAGAAACAGUUGUUUGCCAAGAUGGAAAACAUCAACUUUAACGAAGAUGGUGAAAUCAACGUUCAAGAGAACUACGAGCUGCCUGAACAAACCACCAGCCAUUCCUCAUCCCAAGACGUCGUCGCGGACAAGCAACCCCCCCACGUUAAAACAGACUCUCUUUGA
Messenger RNA from Saccharomyces kudriavzevii IFO 1802, 1215 nucleotides. RefSeq names its product high-affinity iron permease FTR1 (gene FTR1). Gene Ontology annotation, molecular function: ferrous iron transmembrane transporter activity. The record is from RefSeq and is a predicted model, not a curated record. Gene Ontology annotation, biological process: iron ion transmembrane transport. The transcript has a single exon. Bases 1 to 1215 code for a protein of 404 amino acids. NCBI's taxonomy places the organism in Eukaryota, Fungi, Ascomycota, Saccharomycetes, Saccharomycetales, Saccharomycetaceae. Gene Ontology annotation, cellular component: high-affinity iron permease complex; plasma membrane.